AAUAUAGUUUAGAUAGAAGAUGGAGAUACAAAGCGGGAUCCCUCUGCUAAUGCAGCAAAUCAAAGCCCUUGUAAAGAAAAAUAUGUGGUUGGCAGGGAGGAAAAAAACUGCCUUAUACCAACUAUUUUUCCUUAGUUUCUUCUAUAUCUUCCUAAUGUUUGCCAUGGAAAAGAUGAAUGACGCCAUUAACAAAUCAUACCCAGAAAACCGUGACAUGCCGGACCCAUCAUACAACAACCUCUUGCAGCCGAUUCCACAAUGCGAGGAGUUUAGUGUAAGGCAGCCCUGCUAUGACUUUGUUUGGAGCGGUGAAUCGUUAGACUCCAAACGCAGGGUUCAACGCAUUGUUGAUGCUAUCAUGGCUAAUAAUCCAGGUCGACCCAUUCCACCUGCUAAGGUUAAAUCGUUCGGAACUCAAAAAGAAACAGACGCAUGGUUCCUCGAUAACCCUGCACGUAGCCCAGGAGCUCUGCAUAUUGUUGACAGAAAUACUACAGUCAUCAGCUAUGGAAUUCAGCCCAACUCUUCAGUACUCUAUAUAGUUCCAUUUCAACAAAUUUUUCUCAAGUUCCAAAUCCCCCUUCAGAUUGCAGCAGAGCGGGAAAUUGCUCGAACCCUUAUUGGAGAUCAGAGUUUCAACUGGACUGUUGGCAUGAAGCCGUUUGCACACCCUGCCGCCAAGAAAUUAGAGACCCAGCUGUUUUCUGUACUUGGAAAGGCAUGUUUACUGCUGAUCACCGCGCAGGUUUUCCAGAACCAAUUGACCAACUUGGUCAUAGAGAAAGAACAAAAACUUCGUCAAGCAAUGAAUAUAAUGGGGCUAUAUGAUUCUGCCUACUGGCUUUCCUGGCUCACUUGGGAAAUUAUAAUGACGUUCCUAGUUUCAUUAUUCACAACGAUCGUAGGGCUGUGUUUUCGAUUUCCAUUCUUCACGCGCAAUAACUUUCUACUUCUCUUCCUUGCAAUGUACCUUAACCUCCUUAGUAUGACAAGUAUUGCCUUCUUGGCGUCUACUUUUCUCAGCCAGUCGCGCUCAGCAAGCCAGGCAACUAUUUACGUCAUUUUCGGCGGUUUCAUCCUUCAGUUCGUUGCAAAAAUCAUGAAAGAAAAUAAAAUAGUCAAAAUCCUCAAGCAUAUACUGCCAGUGAUUCCCUUCAGCAGUGCCAUUGAUAUGCUUACGACAUCAGCUUCAAGCAGGGACGAUCCAGGAAUGAGCUGGAAAGGACGGAAUAAUUGUCCUGAUGCAGAUCAGGAGGGCGGGGAAGAAUGUGACUUCACAAUGGAUGGCAUAUACAUUAGGCUCAUAGGAAGCUUCUUUCUGUGGCUUUUCGUGGCAUUAUAUUUCGACAACAUACUUCCAAAUGAAAACGGCAUACCCAAGUCACCAUUUUACUUUCUGAACCCGGGAUACUGGACAGGAAGAGGAGGAUUUGAGGCACUCGAAAGUGGCCUUUUCGGCAGUAAAAGUUGGCUUCGAAAACCUGAGAUGAUCACACCAGAUGAUGAAGAUGUCCUUGAAGAAGAAAACAACAUAAAAAAGAUGAUGGAUGGUGGUAGGGUGGAUCCAGAUGUAGCUGUUCAGGUACAAGGUCUUGUUAAGACUUAUCCAGGAAAACUGGAUAAGAAGUUUAAAAGAUCUCCUCCUUUCCACUCUGUUAAGGGCUUAUGGGUCAACUUCCCUAAGGAUCAGCUCUUUUGCCUCCUGGGGCAUAAUGGGGCUGGAAAGACCACAACUAUCAACUGCUUGACUGGUAUAACACCAGUGAGUGGAGGAGACGCAUUAAUCUAUGAGCAUUCCGUUCGAAGUUCAGUCGGAAUGUCCAAUAUCCGAAAAAUUAUAGGCGUUUGUCCUCAGUUUGAUAUCCUCUGGAAUGUAUUGAGUGGUGAAGAGCACCUUGAACUUUUUUGCAACAUAAAAGGCCUAACUCCUGAUUCUAUCCCAACAAUUGUUCACAAAUUACUAGAAGAUGUGCAGCUGGCUAAAUCAGCUAAAGUCCGAUCUGGUAGUUAUAGUGGGGGGAUGAGACGACGUCUCAGUGUUGCAGCAGCCCUUAUUGGUGACCCAAAGUUGGUGAUUCUCGAUGAACCGACUACUGGUAUGGAUCCACUUACUAGAAGACAUGUCUGGGACAUUAUAGAAAGCUCAAAAAGAGGGAGAGCCAUUGUUCUAACAACUCACUCAAUGGAAGAAGCGGAUGUUUUAAGUGAUCGUAUAGGGAUCAUGGCAAAGGGAAGGCUGCGUUGUAUAGGAACACCAAUUCGAUUGAAGAUGCGAUUUGGGACGGGUUUUGUUGCUAAUAUGAACUUCGGCAACAAUGCCGAUGAAACGGGUAACAGAGGUCGAGAGAAUCUGAAGCAGUUGUUUAAAAGGCAAUUGAAUGUUGAGCCCAUGGAGGAGAAUAAGUCAUAUACUACCUAUGUCAUUCCCCGUGAUAAAGAGCUGCUAUUAAAGAAAACAUUCGGCGAGGUCCAAGAUAGACAAAGUGAAUUUGGUAUAACGGAUAUCCAGCUUGGCCUUGCAACUCUAGAAGAAGUCUUUCUGAAUAUUGCUAAACAGGAAGAGAUGGAAAGUGCUGCAGCAGAAGGAAGAUUUGUAACUCUGAGUCUAACAUCUGGUCCCUCAAUACAGAUACCCGUUGGAGCCAGGUUUGUUGGGAUCCCAGGAACAGAGUCUGCUGAGAAUCCUCAGGGAAUUAUGGUGGAAGUGUACUGGGGACAAGAUGAUUCUGGUGCUCCAGAAAUAUUGGGUCACUCACCUGAGAAGCCUAUACCACCUGGCCUAAACGUAACUCUCCCCAAGUCAACAACAACAGAACUUCAAGGAAUUGUCAUUCAUCCUAGCCAAGUUUCUGAUGAAUGUUUUUCCUAGUUGUAAAUUAGGUUUUUUAUUUUCUUUAGCUUAGAAAAUGAAGCAUUUGAUUGAACGGGGGCAUUUGUCUUCUAAUUUCUUAGCAUAUUUGAAAUUAGAAAAUAGGAAAGAAGGUUGAAGAAAGUGUCUUCUUGAUUCCUUGUAAAUACUAGAAACAGUGUCAAUUUUAUUGGAAAGGACUUUGAUUUUUUCUUUAA
This is a messenger RNA of Spinacia oleracea (spinach), 3066 nucleotides long. RefSeq names its product ABC transporter A family member 2. The record is from RefSeq and is a predicted model, not a curated record. Gene Ontology annotation, biological process: transmembrane transport; lipid transport. Gene Ontology annotation, molecular function: ABC-type transporter activity; ATP binding; ATP hydrolysis activity. The coding region runs from base 20 to 2869 and encodes 949 amino acids. The transcript is spliced from 16 exons. Gene Ontology annotation, cellular component: intracellular membrane-bounded organelle; membrane. Lineage: Eukaryota; Viridiplantae; Streptophyta; Magnoliopsida; Caryophyllales; Amaranthaceae.